Phasianus colchicus (ring-necked pheasant) is the source of this 5766-nucleotide messenger RNA. It is a transcript of the gene TOE1, whose product is annotated as target of EGR1, exonuclease. Lineage: Eukaryota; Metazoa; Chordata; Aves; Galliformes; Phasianidae. Gene Ontology annotation, molecular function: 3'-5'-RNA exonuclease activity; snRNA binding; metal ion binding. The record is from RefSeq and is a predicted model, not a curated record. Gene Ontology annotation, cellular component: Cajal body. Gene Ontology annotation, biological process: snRNA 3'-end processing.
AGCAGCAAGAAAAAAACGCAAUAAGCUACCAGAUUUCGAGGCCGCCUCCGCAGGCCGUCAGUGCGCGGCUCGGGGCCGAGCGGGGUGCGCGGUGGAAGCGGGCAGGCGCGGGGCAGCCCGGCGAGGCAGGCCCCGGGGCGGCGCGUGGGGGAGCGGCGGCCAUGGCGCGGGGUCGGGUGCCGGUGGUGGACGUGCAGAGCGACAACUUCACGGAGCUGUGGCCCUCCAUGGUGCUGGCGCUGCGCACCGCCACCUUCAUCGCCGUGGACACGGAGCUGAGCGGUCUGGGGGCCAGGAAGGCGCUGCUGAGCCCGUGCAUCGACGAGCGCUACAAAGCCGUCUGCAACGCCGCCCGGACGCGCUCAGUCCUGUCUCUCGGCAUCGCUUGCUUCAAACAACUCCCGGAGAAGUCCGAGAACACGUUCCUCUGCCAGAUCUACAACCUGACGCUGCUCUGCACGGAGGAUUACGUCGUCGAGCCACAGUCGGUGCAGUUCCUGGUGCAGCACGGCUUUGACUUCAAUAAGCAGUACUCCCAGGGGAUCCCCUACCACAAGGGCAACGACAAGGGCAAUGAGAGCCAGAUCCAGAGCGUUCGGACUUUUUUCCUGGAACUCAUACGAGCAAAGAAGCCUCUCAUCCUCCAUAACGGCCUGAUUGAUCUCGUCUUCUUGUACCAGUGCUUCUAUGCUCAUCUCCCAGACAGUCUUGGCACCUUCACCUCUGAUCUCUCUGAAAUGUUCCCAGCAGGAAUAUAUGACACUAAAUAUGCUUCAGAGUUUGAGACCCGCUUUGUUGCAUCCUACUUGGAAUAUGCUUACAAGAAGUGCAAGCGAGAGAACGGCAAGCUGAAGGACUCCAGCAGCCAGCACAUCUCUGUGGAGUUCUGCAACUACCCUGCCAACAUGUCGCGCUACAUCGACUAUCGUCACUGCUCUCUGGAAGAAGCAAGCCACAGCGAGGGAGAGGCAAAUAAGGUGCCUGUAUGUGAGAAAUUCUCGGCCUAUGGCUGGUGUCCAAAUGGAGUGAAGUGUCCACAAUCUCAUAACAUUGACCUCAUAAUUGAUGAGGAUGAUAAGUUUUGUGAGAAAGUGAAGAAACGGAAACAAAGGCGGAAGCGUCGGAAAAAUGUAGAAGAACCUGAAAAGACAUUAGAACAGGAAAACUCAGGGAAAGAAAUGGAACUAAUUCAGAAUGGGGAAGAUGAACCACCACAAAAACAGAGCUGCUAUGAACCUGCCAACACUGAUGGCAGGCCACUAGAGGAGAAAAACUCCACUGCUAUGGAACCAGAGGGCAGCUCAGACACCAGUACACGUGGUGGAAGGCAGGAAGAGGAUCUGAGGAGCACUGAAGAACCUGCUGCUCUGAGCCCUUCUGCCAAGGGAAAUGCCCAUGACAGUGACCAAGUGGAAGGGAAGUCAGAGGUCCUUGCUGGAAUGAUUUCAACCAAUCAUCCAGACGUCUCUGAGACUGAUGCAGCAUGUGCUGCCAGAAAGCAAAAUGCCUCCCAGGGGCCAUCUUCACAAGUGGGAACCCACCGAGCUGGCUUUGAUGCCUUCAUGACUGGCUAUAUUAUGGCUUAUGUCUGGAUGCUUAAGAAACGAAAGAGCACAGACACUGAUGCAGAGCCAUGGUGUCCGGACUGUCAUAAUAAGCUGUACCUCAGUGGGAAAUCAGUGCCACUUCAAAUAGUGAAAAGCUCAUUUUCUAAAUCUUCCACAGCUCACAACCAGAAGAUGAAGUUGGUCUGGGCCACUGGAUAGAGCUACAAGACUCCUCACUGAACUGGGUGUUUUCCCCCCACAGUUGUUAAAGGGGAGCAAGUUUCUUGUCCUCCAUUUUAACCUCUGACCAAUUAAAUUGCUCUCAAUUGGAGUUCCUUCUGAUGUUUCUUAGCUGGACUGUAAAAGCAUGGGUAAGGUUGGAGAGGGGAAAAAUGCACUUCUCCAACUGCAUGCAGGGCAGCAAGUUCUGUUCAGUGCUUUAAACUGAAAGGGUUUUGAAAUAAAAACUGGAAAACAGACCAGGUUUGUAUUUCUAGAAAGAUCACCUAAUAGCUGCUUUAGCUUGGGUAUUGCUUCUUGAAGAUGAUGAAUAGGGUAAUUCUUUGAUUCUCCAUAAGAGGAGAUAGAGGCCACAUCCUCCUCCCAAAUCUUGUCUUUAUCCUUACCAUAUAUAGAGCCUUACUACCUGCUGCCACUUAACCUAGUGGUUUAAGACAGGACAGAUCUUUUUCAAAGAGAAAAAGGUCAAACCUGCCUUACAAAAACAUGCCCGUCAGAAGAAAGCAGGCUGUUUCUUCAGCAUAUGUUAUGAUUAACGUUCAAUCAAGUGUUAGUCUCUCAAUCACUGCUGGUAGGGAAAUUCCUUAAGACUCUAGAAAGACGGGAAAUAAUUAUUAAUGAAUUUGAAGGGGGACAAAAAAAUGCUUUUUGUUUGUUUUAAAAAAAGGCACCGAGCAUAUCCCCCUUGAGAGAGUUGUCCCACCUUAAUAUUUGUACUUUAAUUUUGGUUACAACAUAAGUCAGACCUUUGCUCCUGUAGUUAAAAAAGGAGAAAGAGAUGCUGGGCUAGCAGAUUCUAGUGAAGGGUAACUGCAUGCAGAACCAAGCUAUAGCAGGUCUGUAAACUUUUAAAUAAGGGAAGAUCAGUGGGACUUAAAGCCAGGUGUGGUUCUUUUAAACCCUGAUGCAUUGCUUCCUGUGCUUACUGAAGCUAUUUUGUGGAGCUAGAACACAGCAGUCACAAUGGCAAGCUCCCUGCAGGCUGAGUGCUGUCAAAAGCAUCUUGCUUUGAUGGUCACAAGUUACUGCCUGCUCUUCUGAAUGUUAUAAGGCGGAGCAGGAAAAAAAGGCAUUGAGUCAUGAAUUGAACAGACAUUUCAAUAAGAUGCAGGAGAGAAAUAAGACCAAAUAAGGAUGACAGUUUUCCUUAUUUAUAACUCAGCACCAAGUAAUAAAGGUAUGAUCUCAAGACAGGCAUUAAUAUCAUCUGUAGCUCAAGUAUGCAUUUUAAUCAGCUUUUUUUUUUUUUAACCCAAAGUUGUCUUUUUAAUCACAAGACUCAACCCUUGAUUUUAAUUUUAUUUUGAAAGCAAGUUGGGAAAGUUUACAAAACCUGACCAAGAAAAAAUUAUGAAAAUAUUUAACUGGAUUCAUCUUUGGUUACUUCUUAUUGCAGUUCCAAUAAAACAUACACCAUUUCUACAGCUCAAAAAAAGUCAAGAGGUCAAUCAACAUAAAAACAAGACGUGCUUUCUUUACAUAUUCAUAAAUAUCCACAAUAUUAGAAAAAUUGUUUUGCAAAGAUUUUUCUUUUCUGGCAGUGUUAACUUACUAUUAUACACAGGCUACAAACUUUCUCCUAAGCCUUUAAUUACAAGUUGAGCUAUUUACAGUCUGCAAAAUAUUAAGACGUAAAACUCCUUCAUAAAUAUGAAAAUAGAUCAUCUUGCAAAGAUCUUUAAACAUACUUAAUCAAAUAUCUGGCUGCCCCUCCUCCCAAAAAAAAAAAAGGUUAUUUGUUUUGCAUAGAAAUGUAGUGACAUGCAAUAUAAACAAUAGCAUUAAGUGCAAACAGGAAUUAUUCAAGUGUCUUUAGUUGUACUGGCAAAAAAUACCAAUGUUCUGUUACACAAUACAUUGAUGCUUUUCCAGCAAGUGUAAGUCUACUAAAGCCCCUUGUCUGCACUGCUUUUGAGGGGCAGCAAUUCACAUGCAUUCUCUUAGUUGCAUUUUAUCAACCUGCAACCACAACAAAAAUAGCUUAUAACAGACAUUUAAAUGAACUCAACACAGAAAGAUUUAAAGUGAAUUAAAAACAUCUUUGAUCUCUUUAGGGAACCUAGCAACGUGUAGAAAGUCUUUUAAAAGAGCAAUUGCUCCUCCAAGAAAGUCAAAAACCAUGAUAAAAUCCAAUCAGAAGAAAAAACUUUGUCACAUCACUAUAAAAAACAAGGAGUUUGCUGACUGCAUAUUCAGAUUCAUGUUCAUCAGUAGCCGUCAGAAAAUGGCCCCCAGUAGAAAAGCACCCUCAGAUGGGCAGAAGACCUAGGAGUAUUUGCUAGGUGCAACCUAGAUUCAGCUUUGCACAACCAAAGGGAUAAGACAGUGAGUGCCAACUGCAUCCAAACCCUUGGAAAUGCUGGGUUUUAGCAAGCACUUAGCUAUUUUAAGACAGCCUUUUACUCCAGUUCACAUGCACGUCCUCUUUUUUUCCCUACGUGGACCAAGAAUGCAGGAAAGGCCUGAGUUGUUUUUCCUUGGUAUUUUUCUUCCCAACAUCUCCAUCACAGAACAAAGAGCUAGAAAAGUUGAUAGAUGUGCCCAGAGUAGACAUUUAAGAAAAUAAAAUUUUAACCAUGCUGCUUUGUAAAAGCCACUGAGGGUAGGGAAACAUUUAAGAGCCAGUGGUGUAAGAGAACACUCGAGGUCACUGUGACAGGUUUCUUACAGAUAUCCCAUACCUGACUACACAGAUUUUGCAGUCUGUCAGAGAGGGCUACAGACUUCACAAUGAGGUGUCAGUGCUGACAAGCAGGGUAACACAAGCCACAUGGAGCAGCCAGAGGCACACAUCUAUGCUGCUGAGGCUGCAGGACAGCUUCUUUGCAGCCUGGUGAUCCAAAGUAAACUAUUCCUUAUUAUUGCUUGUUUGUCUGAAGUCACACACCUGAAUGCAUCUUGUGACAACAGAAGCUGGUGCUGAUAAUUUCUCUCCUGAAAGAUUACAGUUUGAUAAAAGAAAAAAAAUAUAUAUAUGGAGGGGGAGGGGGAAAAGCAGGCACCAGACAGGCAGGCAGUGGAGUUCUGUUGACUGGUUCCCUGUCCUCAAAGGAACUGACACAAUGCAGUGCCAGCCCUUCCUUGUCUGCUCUGCGCUCUGCAGACACCAGCACAGAAGACAGGACACACAACACAAGCUACUCUACAGAUCAGCACCUUUGAUGGGCAGAGAGGUGUGGGCCAAAAAGGGCAAUCUUGGUCAGGAUGGGCCUUUUCUUUUUCAAACUAAUAGCUGUGUAACGCAGGAUGAACUGCGCUAAGUAACUCAAGGAUAUUGUGUUUCUCAUUUAAUUAUUUGCAGCCAUUGCAAAGAGAUAACUACUGCUUGGGCUCAGAAAUAUUUCACAAGACAGUCACAGUUAUAGCAGAAUAGUUACCUACACCUCUGAAAAGCUGAGUAACUCAGCCAACAAAACAAACAAACACACAGAAAAACAUAAGCUUUCUCCCUCAUCUUUUCCUUGAGAUGGGAGAAGAGUAAGAAAAGCCUUGCAUUCACCAGGGAGUACCAGCUUAUAUUUUCCAUCCUUGCACAAGAGCAGAAAUAAUAGACUACCUGGAUGAAAUCCUGGACUCCAAAUCCCCCACAGCUACUGCAUCACCCACUCAGUGAGCACGCAAUGCAUACCUCAGAUAGGAAUGAUAAUAUAGGUUAAAAAUACUAAACCAAACAAAACCCACAUAACUGUGUACAACGAUAGCAGAAAGGGCAGGAUGUUGCACAAAUAUCACCACAGAACAAGAAUCCCCUACAUCAAAUCCCAGAUUGGGGAUCUCUGAUGCUGAUUCCAGCAAGCAGCUUUAAAGCAGAUGCUGCUGCUUUUUUUUUUUUUUUUUUUUUUUUUUUUUUUUUUUUUUUUUUACAUCUAUCUGUUGGUAGAACGAAGAAAAACAUUAAAAAAAAAAAAAACACCUAUUCAGUGACAGGAGAAACCAAAGAAGAUAACAGCUUCUUUCUGCAGAAUUAAAAAAAAAAAAA